Molecule: messenger RNA, 366 nt
Organism: Colletotrichum paranaense
Lineage: Eukaryota; Fungi; Ascomycota; Sordariomycetes; Glomerellales; Glomerellaceae
Exons: 1
Coding region: 1-366 (121 amino acids)
Source: RefSeq, a predicted model, not a curated record
AUGGUUGUACGGAGUCCACUUUGGAUCUGGCAUCUUGGGAUGGCUCCCUGUCGGCAUUUUACAGCAUUGUCCUUGGUUUUUUUUGUUUCUUUUUCCUUUGUCAAAGACUUCUGCAUCCCGCCGAGGAGGAUGGUCCUCAACCAAACACACAUAUACCAACAAACAAACGACAACAACAUCACCAUCACCGCUUGUCUGUCUCCACAGAUUUCAGACGCGGGAGCAUUUCAGUAUGACGUCUCGGUCUGUCUGCUCUUCUGUCGGAAUCUCCACAUAUUUUCGGAGUAUUAUUUCUCGGACCAUCCCUCCAUCGGCGGACCCUUUUUCCUUUGUGCUCAACUCGGUCCAUUGACCAUCUUCACCUGA